UGGUCCGGAAAUCCCGUGAUAAAAAGAGGGAGUAGUGAAAGUAAAGGCACUGUGGGCUCGUCCGUUCCCCGCUACUGGCUCACCGUCGCGCCCGAACCCUAUUGGAAGGAGAGAACUUCUUACGUCCGCUCCUACAUCCUUCAAACAGAGGCUUUCGCUUCUGAGGCACACAUGGAAUUGGCUACAGAGGGUGCUUGAUCUACUGAGAAAAGAAGAAGAGCAGUUUUUUUUUUUGCUUUCGCUGCGACUUAAAGGGAACGCAGAACUGCGGAGCGCAGCCACCGAGAAAGGUACCCCCUCCACUCACCCCAAACCCCCUCUUUGAAAAGGACGACGCUGUCCAAGCUGCAGGCUGAACCUCAGGAAUUUGUCUCCACCUGACUUGCAUGUGAGAACUGCUCUGGUGGGAAGGAAUCUAAAGCCAUCAUCAUGGAAUUUGUAAUGAAACAAGCUUUAGGAGGGGCUACCAAAGACAUGGGGAAGAUGUUAGGAGGAGAGGAAGAGAAAGAUCCUGAUGCUGCCAAGAAAGAAGAAGAACGACAGGAAGCGCUCCGACAGCAGGAAGAAGAAAGGAAAGCGAAAUAUGCCAAGAUGGAGGCUGAACGGGAGGUUGUGAGGCAAGGGAUUCGGGACAAGUAUGGCAUUAAGAAGAAGGAGGAAAGAGAAGCAGAGGCCCAAGCCGCUCUGGAAGCAAAUGCAGAAGGCAGCCUGACACGUCCCAAGAAGGCCAUCCCGCCGGGCUGUGGAGAUGAGGACGAGGAGGAAGAGGAAAGCAUCCUAGAUACCGUUAUUAAAUACCUGCCAGGUCCACUCCAGGAUAUGUUUAAGAAGUAAACUGCAACAGACUGCCAGCCUGUCCAUGGACAGUAAAGCAAUGGAUUUCUCAUUGACCAAUGGGGAAUUUAGACUUACCACCACCUCUCACGCCCCUUCCCUUCCCAUGCUCUGCUCCAAUCCCAGCCAUUCCCUUGAGCCCCACCCUCCCUUCCAUUCCUGAUUUUGUACAUCCUCACUUCUAGACGAUGCCUCCAAAGGGAUGGAAAAGAUUUAAUGAGCUGCAGUCUACACAACUUUUUAUCCUUAUUAUUAUUAUUAUUCUAAAGCCAUAGUUUUACAUGUGUUUUUAAAUGAAAGGACAGGUGUUUUUCUUAUACAGAGAAAGGGAGAGGGGCACAUUUGGUUUGCCUCUUCCAGAAAGAAGAAAGCUUCAGCCAAAGCGAGCUACAGGUAGUUUCUCCCUGCCCAGGAAAAGUCUAAGAAGGAAUUAGGCUGUCCCCAACACCACAGCGUAGGAGAGAGAAAUAACAGAGUGGAAUGUAGUCGUUUCUUAGUCUUGACAGUCUCUGAAAAAAAAAGCCAUCCAUGUUUCAGUACAAGUAGUCCUCGUUUAGUGACUGCCUUGUUUGGUGACCAUUCACAUUUAUGAUGGUGACAAAAAAAAAGUCGCUUUGCGAUCCAUCUGCACAUUUUCAAUCUUUGCAAGUUUGUAAAGGAAAAGGAAGCUGAAGGAAGAUUGUAAGCAUAGUUGCGGGUUCAUGUAACGACCGCUUUGCUUUACGACAACAGAAUUGCCCGUCCCAAUUGUGGUGGCUAACGAGGACUAGCUGUAACUUUUAUGAUGCCUAUGAAAACAUUUGACUGUGUAUGUUCCUUUCUUUUCCCUUUCCCCUUUCCUUCUCUUUUUGAUUCUCCUCCCACCGUGUGAUUUUGUUUGCCCUCAUCACAUACCGGUACCUUAAGACAUAAGAAACAUAUCCUUUUGUUGUUGUUGUUGUUGUUGUUGUUGUUGUUGUUUUACUUUGUCACUUACUCUUACACACAAUCCACAUGUUAAGUUUUGAUUCCUGAUUGUCUGGGAUCAUUCAUGUGAUUUCUCAGUGAUGCAUUAUCCUCAGUCUCCAUUUAAUUUUUUUACCCCUACCUAUUGUCACUUGGGGGGGGGGGCAAAACUAUUGAUCAUUGUCCCAAUUAAUAUAUCUUUUCUAAUCACUGUAUAAAGUUAAGCUCAGAAAACUGAAGUAGAAGUAGAAGCCAGAACCAGAUGGGAAGGGAAAGAGAAGGCAGAGCAGCAGAACAUCUGGCAAGGGGGUGGUUGUAACUUCAACAAAAAAAUGGAAUAUUCUCCAAAAUACAGCUCCAAUGAUGAAAUAUUCAUCUCCAUCAUCUAACCUUUUUAAUCACAACAUGGGUGACUAUUCAGCUCUAAAUGAGAGAAAUUUAUCUUCUAAAUGAGAGAAAUUAGUAGGUUAUACAUUAAUCGUAAAGUAUUCACAUUUUAUGGAAGAGAGUAGUCAGAAAUAUGUUUUACUCCAAGUGCAUAUGGGAUAGAGAGGCCCACCUGUACUUUUUCAAUAAGGAUCAAAGCUAUCAAAUGCCUUUUAAGUUUAAAAGCUGUUUUCACAUCCUAUAACUUGUUUUCCCCUUCUAGCAUAAUCCUGAGGGGACCAAGAAGAGCCAGGUUCAACUCUAAAAGUCAGCAACAUCCUUAGGAAGGAAGCCAACCAGCCAGUGUGUGGGAAGUAUCAUUGUGCUGACCCUACUUCAAGCCCUGUACCUGGUCCUGGGUUGUGACAUCAGGCAGACAUCUAGCAGGAGGCCCCUUUUGCAAUUUUGAUGAAAAUGGGACUUGUGGUCACCCCAUGCUAAAAGGACAGUUACAUAAUCCCAGGGAGAAUUCAUCUGGUUUAAGAUGUCAUAGACAGGUAGUGUGUCCGAACUUCUACAGGUUCCAAAUAUAUUUUGAUAUCUAAUACAAAACACCACAAAGCUAGGGUUACCAGAUAUCUGAACAGACAGAAGGGGGACACUAACAAAUGGAAAGGAGAACAAAUGAGAGGAAAGGAGGACAGAUUAAUUUUUAUUUUCUUGACAUCUACAACAAAAAUCAGUGCAGUGAUAAACUGCAAAAAAAAAAGAGGACCUCCCUUAUGUGUAUAUAAAAUCACCUUUCCAGGCAUUAUAAAUAUCCUUUCUUCCAGUCACAGAAAUGGGCUAGGAGGCAAAAAUAUUCAGCAAGUAAUGAUUAAAGUCUUGUCAAUUUCAGGCAGCAGCACAAGCCUGGCAGGGACUUAAUUAACUAAGGUCAUAAAACUGUGCUGGUUAACUUGUUCGAACUUAUUAGAGAAACUGUUAUGAACAGGUAUGAAGCUCAAAUUCUUUGGCCAUCUAAUGAGACAAGAGGACUCAAUGGAAAGGACCCAGAUGUUGAGAAAGAUAAGGUGACAGCAGAUGCUGAGAUGGUUAGACAGUGUCAUUAAUGCAUUGAAUAUGAAUUUGAGCAAAUUCCAGGAUAUAUAGGAGGACAGAGGGCCUGGCAUGCUAUGAUCCAUGGAGUCUCUCUAUUUUUUUAACAAUAGUCAAUUGGGGUGUUAGCUACUAAAGUGAGCUAUGAGAGGCGUAGCUCCUUAGAGGUGUUAAAAGCUUCUUCACUGAAGUUUGAACUAAUCCUAAAAAAAAUCAAAGUCCUUUAACAAUUUAAAGCCUGAGAUCAAUUUGUAGGCCAAUAUUCCAUGUCACAAAGAAGCCAACAUAUUCCAGAUAAAUACACAUUAUUAGUUAUACUAUUAUUGUAUGUGUACAACACAUACAUUUCCAUCCAGAGAAAAUAAAAGGAACUAAAUGACAACAAUGGUUCAUACUGAUUCAGAGUCCAAUUUGCAUUGUCUUAUGUCAGUUAUUUUUUACAUACUUAGGCUGCCCAUAAUAAUAAAAAUCCUUGUUUUAUGUCUGAUAGCCACUUACUGAAACUAAGCACACUAAAGCCUGGUUCAAAAUCAGGGAAUGGCUAUAGUUUAGUAGCUCAGCAAUAUUAUAUGUAUUUUUAUUUUAUUUUUUUACAAUCCCAAAUUUGGUUCCUGACUUUUUAAUUAAGAAUAUUUGUCAAUACUGUUUGGUGCUAUCUCAUGAUCAUCUGGAUGUUUGUAGCCCAGAUUUGGCAAAACUGCAAAAGAUUGCUCUACAUUGCUUCUGUUCUCUUCAUGUCCUGGCAUCAACUUAAACUAUCAUCAAUCCUGCCCAUGAUCAGAAAUAUCAAUAUUAGCUCUUUGAAGUUGGCCUAAUCAGGAAACGAGUCUAGAGUUUGAGUAGAACAUUAUCAACUGAAAUAGACUUUUGUUUCUCAAGUUGAGCAACUUUAAGAUGUGUGAACUUCAAAUGCAGCAUGAUGGCUGGAGAAUUCUGGGAAUUGAAGUCGAUACAUCAUAGAGGCUGAGGUUGAGAUUCACUUAGUUAUCAUAAAAGUGUCUUAGAAUCCUGACUGUCUUUUUCCUUUUUUCCCUCUUAUAUCCCAGGAAUCAGGGAGGAUUCAGCCUAAUACUUUCUCUGUUUUUGCACUGGUUGUUGUAAUAGUCUCUGAAUAGUUUCCUUAAGGUUUUCUUGGUGUGUCCCUAUACCCUAUAGAGCUGAGGUUGCACGGUGGUUAGAGUGCAGUACUGCAGGCUACUUCAGCUGACUGCUAGCUGCAAUUCAGCAGUUCAAAUCUCACCGGC
Messenger RNA from Thamnophis sirtalis, 4487 nucleotides. The record is from RefSeq and is a predicted model, not a curated record. NCBI's taxonomy places the organism in Eukaryota, Metazoa, Chordata, Lepidosauria, Squamata, Natricidae.